Molecule: messenger RNA, 1519 nt
Organism: Hylaeus volcanicus
Lineage: Eukaryota; Metazoa; Arthropoda; Insecta; Hymenoptera; Colletidae
Exons: 8
Coding region: 500-1444 (314 amino acids)
Biological process (GO): N-terminal peptidyl-methionine acetylation
Cellular component (GO): Golgi membrane
Molecular function (GO): protein-N-terminal amino-acid acetyltransferase activity; histone acetyltransferase activity
Source: RefSeq, a predicted model, not a curated record
GCGUACCUUGGCACUUAAAAUUGAAUUGUGAAGACGCAAAAAUUAUUGAGGCGUCGUUUCCAACGUUUACUGAGAUCACAAAAAAUGCAAAGUUAGUGUACAAAAAUUGACAACCAAAAUUACAGUCGAUCUUUCAUAAACUGCAACUGCACUCGAGAUGGUUUGACUGUACAACGAAAAUUUUCAUUUUUUGUCUUGUUCUUGUACAAAUUUUCGUUGUUAUAUCAUGUAAACAGUAGUUUGAACGAUUGAGUAUCUGUCGCUGUACUUUUCCCUUUGUAGAAAAUUUAACUAGUAUUACUAUGAAGUGAAGAUACGGUACACAACUAAUCAGGUACAAUGCAACGUUAUCUUUGGCCCCACUUGUAAUAGCAAACAUUUACGAUGAGAGUAGUAAAACUGGUUUUACUUUCAUAAUGCAGCCAAAAGAAAGAAAAAUCUGUGUCUUCAAAACUAGACCUGUUUAAUGUAACCAAGUGAAUUUUGUAUAAGGUAGAAGAUGAUGAAAGAAACCCUUACUAAAGACAACAUCUCAAUCCUUCAAAACCAAAAAAAAAUUUCUACGAGCAGUGCGUUCUCUCAAAAUUGUCUAAGACCUAUAUUGAAAGCCCCCAUACAUCUUUACUCACAUGAGCGCGAUAAUGUGAAAAAAUUAAUUCAGUUAGACGCACUGGACUACAAUCCACUACAUGAUUAUACAUCAAAAACCCAUGUUCCGAUUGUGCAACAAAACAAGAGUAGUUUUUAUUACCGGUCAUUAACAGAAAGAGACUUAAAUCAAUGUCGUCAGCUUCAUAUAGAAUGGUUCCCGUUACUGUAUCAAGAUGACUUUUACCUAGCUAUAAGCCGGUACGAGGUAUUCAGUUUAGCGGCUGUUUAUAGACCUGUUCACGCGAAUGAAGAUAAAGAAUGCAUUCUGGGCAUUAUUCUUGCGUCACAACUAUGGGAAAGUCAUUUAAAACUCAGCGAUUUAGAAUAUUUACUUCACAAGGAAGACAUUAAGAAAAUUAUGUUAACGGAAAAAAGCGUCAAACAUGAUGAUACUUUCCAUAUCAACAAUGAAAUCCCGGCGGUUUAUAUUCUCUCUCUUGGUGUUGCACAAACAUUUGAAGGAUUAUCUAUAGGUGGUACUUUGUUAUCUCGAACUCUUGCAUUUUUUCAAUCGAAAACGUCUACAAUAAAGGUUUUUUAUCUUCAUGUUGCUUCUUAUAAUAAAAAAGCUUUAAAGUUUUAUGAAAAGCAUCAUUUCAAAUAUAUAACUCUUUUACAUAAUCACUACUUUAUUAACGGAUGUUUUGAAGACGGUUUUUUGUUUGCGUAUUUUCCCUCACAGACAAAUUCAUCAAGUGUUCCUAGUCUUUAUUUACGGCAACCUUCAUUAGCUUCCAAUUUCUUUCAACGUUUCUGUAAAAAAUUUCGCGUUAUGCUGUCUUUAAAAAAAUAACUCCAAUGUAUUCAAAUAAAUUUUUUGGUGAUAAAAAAAUCUAAUCCAAGUGUCUACUUUUUUCCAGCUUUACCU